UUUAUCAGACUCCAAGAAAGACCUUGCCUUUGCCACCUUGAGAUCGAUUGCUUUAAAUUAUAUCGCAAGUCGUGAUCCUAACCCACCUAAAGCCUUCUUGCAAGCCAUUAACAACCUCAAAUGCCGGGAGGACAUAAUCAUCACCAAACCUGACAAAGGGUCGGGCAUUGUAGUAAUGGAUAAGACUGAUUACCUGCGACUAUUUUGCGACGCUUCUAUUCGUGAUUCCACCAAGUUUAUUGAAUGCAGCAACGAACGUCCAAAAACCUGUGGAAGACCACCCAAGCACUAUCAUCCUCUGCUAAAAAAGGAGAAUGAACUUUACACCAAGGUACACAACAUCCUGGCAAAAUCAAUUGCUGAUUCUCUCUGCCCUAAAGGGUCAAGACUUGCCCAUUUGUAUGGAUUACCCAAGACUCACAAGCCUGAACUGUCCAUGAGACCAAUUUUCUCGGCGACUAACACAUACAAUUACCCACUUGCAAAAUGACUGGAAGAGAAAUUAAAGCCUCUGUCAACCAAUGCUUACAUGAUCAGUGAUAUCUUUCAAUUCUCCGAAGAUAUUAGAAACAUCCCUGUUGAUGCUGACCACAUACUCCUAUCAUACAACGUGCCAGCUCUGUUUACCAAUGUUCCUGCUCACGAAACCAUCAGAAUACUUGCCGAAAAAGCUUUUGCUGGAAACUGGUUUAAUAACACCUACAAUCUAAACCUCACCAAAUACCAACUUAUGGAAUUGCUCAAGCUUGCAACUACAAACCAACUCUUUCAACUUGAUGGUACACUUUACGAACAAGUGGAGGGCAUUGCCAUGGGCUCUCCACUUGGGCCACUAUUAGCCAACACCUUCAUGUGCUCCAUAGAAGAAAAAUUAGAAGAGAAAAACCAGCUCCCUUCUUUCUACAAACGGUAUGUGGAUGAUGCUUUCACAAUCAUGCCAGAUCUCAACAAAGCCAAUGAUCUCCUCGAUAAACUGAACUCUUGCCACGAGAACUUGAACUUUACUAUGGCCAAGCAGGAUAGUAUUCCCUUUGUUGGCAUGAACAUUACUAAAUGUGGAAACAGACUUGAAACAUCAGUACACAGAAAGUCCACAAACACGGGCCUGCUCCUUCACUAUCACAGCCAUGUGAACAAACAUUACGAAGGGUGUUUACUUUCCACAAUGAUAAACCGCGCUUAUCACCUGUCAUCGACUCCUACUGUGUUUUCUGAGGAAUGCGGCAAGCUUCGAACUACCUUUCUAAACCUGGAUUAUCCUGUAAAUUUGAUCAAUACUUCGAUUAACAAAUUUCUAUACAAUAUUGACAAUAUUACUGUGCUUGAUGCAAGUGAUGGCACCUCUAAUAUCGUGGUACCACUACCAUUUAAAGAUCAACAAUCAGCCAACUCAGUAAAAAGAGAAAUGCAAAAUCUGAGCGCAAAAAUUGGAGUACAAAUAAAGCCUGUCUUUCAGUCAAAAAAGAUCAGUCAAGUCCUCGCCCCAAAAGAGAAGAAGCCGCUAACUGUCAACAAUCAGUGGUCUACAAAUUUCAAUGUGAUCUGUGUGACACAGAUUAUGUCGGGUACACAACCCAACAUUUGCACCAACGCAUUGGCGAGCAUAAACAUUCUGCAAUUGGAAGACACUUGGAAGACCAUUGCCUAUCGAAGUCUGAUUUGA
This is a messenger RNA of Orbicella faveolata, 1663 nucleotides long. RefSeq lists its product as uncharacterized. Lineage: Eukaryota; Metazoa; Cnidaria; Anthozoa; Scleractinia; Merulinidae. The record is from RefSeq and is a predicted model, not a curated record.